Messenger RNA from Oryzias melastigma (Indian medaka), 2929 nucleotides. RefSeq names its product serine threonine kinase 39 (gene stk39). The transcript is spliced from 18 exons. NCBI's taxonomy places the organism in Eukaryota, Metazoa, Chordata, Actinopteri, Beloniformes, Adrianichthyidae. Bases 265 to 1782 code for a protein of 505 amino acids. Gene Ontology annotation, molecular function: ATP binding; protein serine/threonine kinase activity. The record is from RefSeq and is a predicted model, not a curated record. Gene Ontology annotation, biological process: protein phosphorylation.
AAGCGAUAGUGACACAUCGUUGAGUCAGCCGGCACGUGUGUCAGUAGGCGCGCGUGUGCGGCUGCGCGCGCGCACACGUGUGUUCCGUUAUUUUCCGGGUUGCGCUCAGUGAGAGUCGGCUGUGGAGCAGCUCCCCCGCUGACACUACCACCGAGGAGGAGGAGGAGGAGGAGGAGGUGAGGUCAAACCUGACUGUCUCUGCCCCCCUCCAGCACAGUCGGUCGCGGAGGCUGCUAACUAGCGCAGCAUCCCUUCACUGGCAUCAUGGCGGACCAAGGCGAAUCCCCGGCUCCCGUCCACCACCCGCAACCGACGGUGACAACCAGCUGGCCAAUUACCAGAGAGGCGUACGAGCUGCAGGAAGUCAUAGGCAGCGGAGCCACAGCUGUGGUGCAGGCAGCCCUCUGCACCCCCAGACAGGAGCGCGUGGCCAUAAAGAGGAUCAACCUUGAAAAAUGCCAGACCAGCAUGGAUGAACUAUUGAAAGAAAUUCAAGCAAUGAGUCAGUGCAACCACCCAAACAUUGUUACUUACUACACCUCCUUUGUGGUGAAGGAUGAACUCUGGCUGGUCAUGAAGCUCCUGAGUGGAGGAUCCAUGCUGGAUAUAAUUAAGCACAGGAGCAAAGAAGAUGAUAAAAAUCGAGCUUUAGAGGAGCCCAUCAUUGCCACGAUUUUAAAAGAGGUUUUAGAAGCCUUGGAUUACCUGCACAGAAAUGGACAGAUUCACAGGGAUGUGAAAGCUGGGAACAUAUUACUGGGAGAGGACGGAUCUGUCCAGAUUGCAGAUUUUGGAGUAAGUGCAUUCUUAGCAGCAGGGGGCGAUAUGACUCGAAACAAAGUCAGAAAAACAUUUGUCGGUACCCCAUGUUGGAUGGCUCCAGAGGUGAUGGAACAGGUGCGAGGCUACGAUUUCAAAGCAGACAUAUGGAGUUUUGGAAUUACAGCUAUAGAGUUAGCAACAGGCUCCGCCCCCUAUCACCGCUACCCCCCCAUGAAGGUUUUAAUGCUCACCCUGCAGAACGACCCUCCCUCUCUGGAGACGGGCGUCGAGGACAAGGAAAUGCUCAAGAAAUACGGCAAAUCGUUUAGAAAGCUUAUUUCAAUGUGCCUUCAGAAGGAGCCUGCAAAAAGGCCGACAGCUGCCGAGCUUUUGAAGUGUAAAUUCUUCCAAAAGGCCAAGAACAAAGAAUAUCUGGUGGAAAAGCUUUUGAGCGGUGCACCAAAGAUUUCUCAGAGAGCAAGGAAGGUGAGGAGAGUCCCGGGCUCCAGUGGACACCUCCACAAGACGGAGGAUGGAGACUGGGAGUGGAGCGAUGAUGAACUGGAUGAGGGCAGCGAGGAGGGCAAGGCAGCCGUCAAUCAAGGGAGGUCACGAAGGGUCAAAUACGAGGCCAAGGAUAAUGAGGAGGAUGCCAACAGUGUCCCUAUAGAAGGCUUGUCUGUUCAGCAUCCCCAGGUUGAACCAUUUGAGAAUGCGGCGUUCCUUAAAGGUGCGGUGAACAUGGUGCUACGGCUAAGGAACUCCAAAAAGGAGCUGAAUGACAUCCGGUUUGAGUUCACUCCAGGGCGAGACACCGCUGACGGCGUCUCCCAAGAACUCUUCUCAGCUGGUCUAGUCAAUGGACUCGAUGUUGUAAUUGUUGCUGCUAACCUUCAAAAGAUUGUAGAUAACCCGACGACCUACAGAGUAUUGACCUUUAAGCUGGCCUCCAGCUGUGAUGAUACUGAGAUUCCCGACGAGGUGAAGUUGAUCGGCUUUGCACAGUUAAGCGUUAGCUGAUGCUCUCUUCAGGCCUGCAGCAGGUGAGACAGGGGAUUCUGGUUUAGGGCAGACAGACUGAGGGACAACCCCCACCAUCACCAACACUUCCUGCAAAGUCCCCGCCCCCAACACCUUCCCUAAAAACUCACUGCCCCCCCUCCCUCCUCCCAACUCAUUUUUACCUCCCAUGAGGCCAAAAACCGCCCAGCCUGCAAAACCCCUUAGCAUCUGCUUACCUGCUCAUCACGCCCCGACCCGAAACGUUGACAUUCCAGCGCACAGACCCGGAUCAGGAUGCAGCCCAGAAACCAAAAGAUGUACUCAGGUGGUGAACGAAGGAUUGAAUGUUUUUCCUAGUUUUAUUUAUUUUUGCUUUUUCUUUUUUUUUUUUUUUACACCACACUCUCAUCUCCCUCCUCCCUUCGCCGUUUCGUUGUUCCUUUGUACUUAUUUCUCACAAACCCAUUCAUUGAUGACGUUUCCCUGUAUCAGAAUGUAAGAUUUCCAUUGAGAGAAGCACAUUUUUGUAACAUAAUGAAUGUCUAAAGACAGAUGUUUUUCGUGUGUCAAGACCUGUUCUACUUUGGUGUGCAGGAAUAAAUGAGACCUUAAUGCUACUGUGUAUAAUUUGCUGUCCUCAACUGUGUUAUUGCUUCAAAAAUGCUAGAGGUGCCUUUUUUUAAUUUUAAUCUGUGCCUAAGAAAGGGAUUUUGACCACAAAAAGAGCAGAACUUUUUUUUUUUACCUAAAAUGUUCUCCUCCAGCAAUUAGACAAUUAUCAGACCGGCCAAAUAAAACCGCCUCAAGUCUACACAUUUACACUGGAUGAUGUCCUAAAAGAAAAAAAAAACAGUUAUUGUUAAAUUAAGUAGCAACCAAAUUCUUUAUGGCAAAACAGCUGAAGAUAGAACCAAACCUGCAACAACUGAGAGCGUCACGAGCCAUUCCUUCAUCCAAAGUCUUGUAGCUCAGAUUAUUUUUUAGGUAUAAUCGAGUAAUAUAAUCUCUAAAGUCUUUAUUUUGUGAAGUAAUUUAUUGUAUUUUCUAUGUACAGUAUGUGUAUAUUUCCCCCCGUAUUAUCCCCUCCCCUCUGUAAUCAGCUAAUGUCAGAUGUCUGAUGAAUAGCAACAAAUAAAUCUUAUUUAAUAAAAUGUGUGAGACACUU